Saprolegnia diclina VS20 is the source of this 2841-nucleotide messenger RNA. RefSeq lists its product as hypothetical. The transcript has 12 exons. Bases 19 to 2724 code for a protein of 901 amino acids. Lineage: Eukaryota; Oomycota; Saprolegniomycetes; Saprolegniales; Saprolegniaceae. Gene Ontology annotation, molecular function: calcium ion binding. The record is from RefSeq and is a predicted model, not a curated record.
AGCGAACGCUUUGGGCUUAUGCAUUCGAUGGCCGAGCUUGGCCGUGACCUCUUCGAGCGCAAGGUCGCUCCGAUUUCAAUGCUCUCGAAGCUCGAUGCAAUGAACCCUGCAGACCUGGACCUGAUUCGUGCGUUGGCCAACAAUGCAAGUCUCGUCGAGAGAUUUCGUCAUCAAAUUGAGCUGUUUGCGCGCCUUCAACGGCAGCCGGAAGACACACUGCGGCGCUUCAGUCUUAACGGGGAUAACCGACUCGACUUCAAGGAGUUCCAACCCGCGCUGAAGCGGCUUUUUGGCCACGAUAUCUCGCACGCUCAGUCCCGCGACCUCUUCCUCGCGUUUUGCCCCACGUCGGCCAAGAAGCUCGACAUCGACACGUUUUGCCAGAUCAUGGGCCAUUGGAGCCAGCUACGAAGCGUGUCGGUCGCCACACCGUCACCAGUACCGAGCAUCAGCCGAUCAAGCGGGCAAAUGGAUUCACACGCAAACCUCCGCCGUGGCCUUGAGCUCGCGACAAUCAAUUACGACAAGCUCAGCGACAUGUUUCUGAAGAUGGACGUUGGGUGCACGGGCUACUUGACCAAGGAGGAGUUUGAGCUUGCGAUGGGUCACCUCGGCAUCUACUUUACGCUCCAGGAAUACGACCAGCUGUACGCACAGCUGCCGCCGACAGUACUCGACACGUGUGGCUUGCUCUACAGCGGCUUUCUCGCCCUCCUUGGCGUGAAAAUGUCGUCGCUUUUCCACAACCAAAAGAUUUGGGAGGCUGUCUUGGCCGUCACUGACGCCAUCAAGCUUCAGUUGGCACAGAAGGCGAAAGAGGGCCGAGAUGUUUUGUCGCCUGACGACCUUCGGUCUGUGCUCGGUGCAUGUGGUGUUACCUUGUCAAACGCAGACUUCACGGGCCUUCGACUGCGCCUUCAACCGUACAUGAAUGCGAAUGGCGACAUCACGAUUGCUUCGUUGCACGCAGCGCUACACGACAAGACAGCGUCCGUACUUCAUGGGGCAACAUGCGCUCCGGCGCCUGGAUCACCUGCAAAACGCGGCAAGAAGAUGGCGAUUGAUAGAUGUGCCGGCGGAUCAGCUUUCGCCGCUGGAAAGACCACUGAGCAAAGAAACGCCGAAGCCCACCACAGCCUCGUGCGGAUGCCAGACCAAAAGUCAAAGUCCGAGUUUGGCGCAACGUUUUUGCAGCUGCCCGUCCAGACUGAGUCGCGACCGGCGGACAAUUGCCUUGAGGCGCGCAUUCUGCACAAGCUCGCAACGCUCAAAGAGACGGGCCCUACCCACCUUGAGAGUGCCCGGAACGUAUUUCCUGGAGAUCGCUUCGGUCGGCUCACACGCGGUCAGUUGCGGCAGUCACUGGCUCAGCUGGGCAUCGUCUCUCGGUAUGCAGAAAUUGAGGGACUCUUUUGGACACUGGAUCCAACUGGUCGUGGCUACGUCAUUGCCGAAGACUUUUACAAGCACUUGCAGCACGAUGUAAAUGGAGAGGCGAGCGCUGGCAAAGAGAGUCGAGAUGUCAACGCAAACGCCGACGAACGAACGUAUCGCUUUGAAGAACAGCGGUUCAUUGAUGUUCUUGAGGCCAAGGUACCAAAUGUGCUGCGCGUAUGCCGGCGCAUCGAUUCGGCCCACUCGGGGUCGCUUUCGAAAGCCGACUUUAUCUGGGCCAUGCAGGAGGCAGGUCUGCUCAUGUCCCAGAGCGAUGCGUCAACCGCCAUCUCAACCUUGUCAUCUCGGAAAGACGGCGUCGUCGCCUAUGAAACGAUCUCUGCGACGCUGGAAGCUCUUCGCGCCAAGCGUCGCCGUCACGCGAUGCAUCUCUCCAAUACGGCGCUAUUGUUGGACCCACCUACAACGCCCGAGCCCCUGGCAACCACUGCACGCCACGACUACCCAGCCCGUCGGUCGAGCUUAUCGUUACGCUACGACGAAACCGAGUCACCGGUGCAAGAGAAGGACAAGGACUUGACCUUUGCGCUACAGCCCAACCCGAGCGUGGACCAGAAGGUUGUCGAGGAGCGCCAGAUGCGCCAGGCCGCAGCGAAGCAGCUCGGUCUCGUCAACAGCAUACUCGAGAAGCGCAGCGAGCUCAAGUUGUGCUUUGACUUGUACCCGUACAAACCGUCCGUCGGUGGCUGUAUCGUUCUGAGCCUCGACGCGAUCGCAGAAAUACUUGCAUCGGCGCGCAUGGGCUUGGCCAUUCCAACACUGCACGACGCAGUCGCUUUCGUUCGCAGCAUAGUUCCGAGUGGUGCCAAGGAACUCAGCUUUGUAGAGCUCAUUCGAGGACUCAACCAAGCUCAGCACUCGGAUGCACGCAGUGGCCCUUUAGGAGAACCAAUCGCGACCUGGGACACGUCUUGCAUUCAAAGCGCCCUUCGACGCAAGCUUACACUCGAGAGCACGCUACGCGACGUUGGAGUGCACAACUGGUCUCGCACCGGGAGCAUCAUCGUUCGGCAUGCGUUCAAGGGUCUAGCGUCGCGCGAGAUGACGACGGGUGCAGCUCGCGGCGGCCAAUACGACGCGACGUGCCGCAACGCCGACCUCAAGCAUGUUUGCUUUCGCCUCUCGCUCGAUCUCACACCAACGGAAGCUGCCUUUCUCCUGCGUCACAUGCACGCCGUCGAGCGCGGGUUCUUUUCGUCGUCAGACCUCUUUCAGUGCUUUAGUGUCGUGCUAUUCCCUCCGCCGCACCCGACGCCAGCCAUCGCGUAGAGCUCGUUGUUGUAAGAACGUUGCGAUCCAUCUUUGCCCAGUCGAGUGCGUCCAUACAACUAGACUACAGUACGUGAGCCUAGAAUGGCUCUAUAAUCUAGAGUCGAUGUGUGUCAA